AUGGAUUAUUCAAUCCCAGAUCAAUACUACUCUAGUUAUUUCUUCUCCGGCAAAUCGUACAACUUCCCGACUGCACCGGCAGCAUGCACAAAUGGAAGUGGCAUGUCAAUGUGGAAUGAAGAAAACUUGCCCUUCUUCAAUAACAAUGAAAAAAUCAACAUGUUGACACCGAUGAGUUCUGAUAUCAAUUCGCCGAUUUCCUCGACCGAGCAACUUUGGGUUUCGGACAUGGCUACGCAGGCAUUGCCAAAGGACUAUAGAGAUUUCUGUGAUUUUGGUGUAGCUGGUGGAGGUUUUGAAGCUCCUUUUCAACUUGAGCUAUGUGAGCAAUCUGGAUGCAGUGUGAUGAUGCCAAAUUUGUGUCAAGCCUAUCCCGGGGUUGGUGAAAAUUGGGGAAUGCAAGGGAAGCCAGCAGUAAAUGUUGAAGAAACCGCAAUGAAAGUUGAGCGAUAUUCAAUUGAAGAAAGGAAAGACAGAAUUCUCAGAUACUUGAAGAAAAGAAACCAAAGGAAUUUCAACAAAACUAUCAAGUAUGCCUGUCGGAAAACCCUAGCCGACAAGCGUGUCCGAGUACGAGGAAGGUUUGCGAAAAACAGUGAACCCAGUGAAUAUGAAAACGAGAAGAAGACAAACGAUAAUUCUUGUGAAGAAAAUAUUGCAUGUUACGAUGACUCCAUCCCGAUGAAAUACGAUGAUGAGGAUGAUUGGUUAGAAGCAGCUAUGUCUAGUCUUAUGUCUUUUCCUUACGUAUCCAGCUGA
This is a messenger RNA of Fraxinus pennsylvanica, 759 nucleotides long. The record is from the annotation of a GenBank genome assembly. NCBI's taxonomy places the organism in Eukaryota, Viridiplantae, Streptophyta, Magnoliopsida, Lamiales, Oleaceae.